Messenger RNA from Ceratina calcarata, 1029 nucleotides. It is a transcript of the gene Sf3a2, whose product is annotated as splicing factor 3A subunit 2. Gene Ontology annotation, molecular function: nucleic acid binding; zinc ion binding. NCBI's taxonomy places the organism in Eukaryota, Metazoa, Arthropoda, Insecta, Hymenoptera, Apidae. Gene Ontology annotation, cellular component: nucleus; U2 snRNP; catalytic step 2 spliceosome. Gene Ontology annotation, biological process: spliceosomal complex assembly. The record is from RefSeq and is a predicted model, not a curated record. The transcript is spliced from 2 exons. Bases 141 to 965 code for a protein of 274 amino acids.
CCUCAAUCCGCAGCGCUGCGAUCGAGAUUUCUCAAAGCUGACAACGACAACACUGAACGAGAAACGAGUUUUGUGGUGUUUGUUUACGUAUGAAUUGGGAAAGAAUUUUAAAUAAGUAUCGAAGAGAAUAAAAUUCAGAAAUGGAUUUCCAAAAUCGUCCAGGAGGAAAGACCGGAGGCGGAGGCGUCGCUUCUUGGUCGGAAAGUAAUCGAGACAGAAGGGAACGUCUACGACAACUCGCGUUAGAAACGAUCGAUCUAAACAAAGAUCCGUAUUUUAUGAAAAAUCAUUUGGGCUCUUACGAAUGUAAAUUAUGUUUGACUCUCCAUAAUAACGAGGGCAGUUAUUUAGCCCAUACCCAGGGUAAAAAGCAUCAAGCUAACCUAGCUAGGAGAGCCGCGAAAGAAGCGAAGGAAGCUCCUCAGACGCUUGCACCCGAGAAACCUCGUGUAGAGCCAAAGAAAUUCGUGAAAAUCGGACGACCGGGUUACAGAGUGACGAAGCAACGUGACCCGGAAUCGGGACAACAGAGUUUACUGUUCCAAGUCGAUUAUCCAGAGGUUGCGGACAAUGUUAUCCCAAGGCACAGGUUUAUGUCGGCGUACGAACAGAGAGUCGAACCGCCAGAUCGCAAGUGGCAGUACUUGUUAUUUGCCGCAGAGCCCUAUGAGACUAUAGCUUUUAAAGUUCCCAGUAGAGAAGUCGAGAAAGCAGAAGGGAAAUUCUGGACACAUUGGAAUAAGGAUACAAAGCAGUUCUUUUUGCAAUUCGCAUUUAAAAACGAGAAACCUUCAGUGGGCAAAGUGCCACCACCUCCAGUUCCUCUGAUAAGACCAGGAUUGGGUCCACCUAUGGUACCAGUUCCACCACCGCCAAGGCCACCUAUGUUUAAUCCAGUACCACCACCUCCGGCACUUUUGGCGACAGGGAUGCAGAUACCUCCACCACCACCUCACAUAGCAUAAUUUCAUUGUAAAAAUAUAUUGCUGUGUAUUUCAUUCUUUUAAUAAAAUUGCUUUAUAAAUUAUA